Molecule: messenger RNA, 4474 nt
Organism: Clupea harengus (Atlantic herring)
Lineage: Eukaryota; Metazoa; Chordata; Actinopteri; Clupeiformes; Clupeidae
Gene: tie1
Product: tyrosine kinase with immunoglobulin-like and EGF-like domains 1
Biological process (GO): protein phosphorylation; positive regulation of kinase activity; positive regulation of angiogenesis
Cellular component (GO): signaling receptor complex; plasma membrane
Molecular function (GO): transmembrane receptor protein tyrosine kinase activity; protein binding; ATP binding
Source: RefSeq, a predicted model, not a curated record
UCCUCAGUCCUCUCUCCCGAACGCCGUGACGCGUUUUCCUUCCUUUCCCACCCAGAGGAGCGGAGUUUACUGAGAACACAUAGCUCAGAGACUAUUGAAUGUCGUAGAAGCUUUUAGACUAAAAGACAUCUCAGAAAAUAUCAGAUCUUUCCUAAAUGUGAUAGUACGGAUGUAACAUUGGAAUGACUGGAGAUGCGCAAUAACGUGCCACUCUCAUUGGCACAGUGGAAUAAUAAUCUGGAAAGCGGACUUCAUACCAAUUCCAAAAUAUUGGAAUUAUCGACAAAUUUGUGGAUUACAACAGAAAAACUGGAAUUAUGAUUUACGUCAUUUUACUUUCAUGUUUUAUCUCCACAUCAGACUCUGCCAUGGAUCUCACCAUGAUUUCUAAUUUGGAGCACAAGGGUCACAUGCGCACCUUCACAUGUGUCACUGGUGAGCGCGAUCCCAGACAUCUUUUGGAAAUCAAGAAAGACCUCAGUAUCAUCAAGUAUCCAAAACCACCGACCUUCAAAGUGAAUAAAGUGGCCAGUGCGGCCACCAGUGAGGUGGUGGCAUCUGGCUUUAGCAAUAACAAUAUAGAGCAAAUAGGCAUUUUUUAUUGCCAUUCCACCCAUGACUCCAACCGCCAUACUGUGACUUUUAUCAGCAACAACAAAGGAGUGUUGGUCCCAGCGCAACUCUCCGUGACAGCCAAUAAGGGAGGUUCGGUGGAAUUGGUCAUACAUAUCCAUAACACAGACAGGAAAGAAGAGAUCACGUGGAAACACAAUGGUAACUUCUACUACACAACACAUGUGCAAGAACGUGUAAACAAUACAGCAAGGCUGACCUUAAACCACGUCACCGAGGAGAGUGCCGGCAUCUACAGUGCCAACUUCAUUGGUGACAGUAUGGUAUUUGGUACCAGUAUGAGACUCAUUGUGAGAGUUUGCCCAGGCAAGAAGUGGGGGCCCCACUGUGACCAGGAGUGCCCCGAGUGCCUCAACGGGGGGAUGUGUCACGACAAGAGUGGAGACUGCAUCUGCCCACCAGGGUUCAUGGGAAUGCGCUGUGAGACAGCAUGCCAGGAGGGGAAGUUUGGUCACAACUGUCAGGAAUCAUGUAAUAAGAUGAUGAACUGCAAGGGAUUGGGUUUCUGCCUGUUGGACCCUUACGGAUGCACCUGUGCCAGUGGAUGGCACGGAGCUCUCUGCAAUGAAAAAUGUCCUGAUGGUAUGUAUGGAGCGGACUGUCGGCUGCGCUGUGACUGCAAGAACGGGGGAACCUGCAGCCCCUACAGCGGGUGCCAGUGCCAGACAGGGUGGCAGGGGCAGCACUGCGAGAAGUCAGAGCACGCCCCUCAGAUCAUUGAGAUGGCCAGCAACCUGGAGUGGAACCUGAACUCAAGUCCAACCAUCACAUGCUCUGCCUCGGGCAACCCCCCGCCCAGGCACAUGAGCAUAGUGCUACGCAAGCUGGACAGCACGGAACUUCAGCCUAUCCACACGACCACAAACUCGAACAAGAGCACUGCCCAUUUUGAGAUCCCACGCUUGAACGCAGAGCAUGGGGGCCUGUGGGAGUGCAGGGUGUCGACCAACGGUGGGCAGGACUCACGCAAGUUCAAUCUAACUGUCAAAGAACCACCAUGUCCUACCACACCUCCAAAACUGCUGGAGAAGAAGAGCAAGCAGCUUGUGGUGAUGCCCGUGGACACCUACAGAGGAGACGGACCCAUCAUCUCCACCAAACUCCUCUACAAACCCAUGGACUCGGGGGACUCCUUCUCCUCCAUUAGGGUGUACAGCAGUGAGCCCAUCAGACUGAUGUACCUGCAGCCCUCCACAAGGUAUCUCGUGAGGGUCCAGCUCACCAGGCCUGGAGAGGGAGGAGAGGGGGACAUGGGACCAGAGGCCAUCAUGGAGACUGACUGUCCAGAGCCCACGGCCAGGCCAGAGAUCGAUUUCAGCUCACUGGAGGGCCGUAACGCCACCGUCAGGUGGUCUCUGCCCAGAAGCCACGGCUCAGCCACCGGCUUUUUAGUUGAGUUCUCCGGAGCCACAGGGAGGAAGCUGUGGGAGAAGCACAUCCUGCUCAGUGUGCACUCCAUCAAUCUCCACAGCCUGGAGUACCACCAGGACUACCGCGUGGUCGUCCGCUUGGUCAACUGUGGCAGUCUCGGGCCAGCCUCAAAGCCAUACAUCCUCCGUGUCAACAGCCAGGGACCCUCUUCACCAAGGAACGUUCGUGUUGAGCCCAUUUCCUUCAACGCGGUGCGAGUCCAGUGGCAGCCUCCAGAGGACCCCAACGGGGGCAUCAUUAAGUACACCAUCGAGUACCAACCUGUUGGCCAAGGGAGCCUGCACCUCUGGGUGGACACAGAUGAUGGCAAUAAGACCACCAAGGAAAUCAACGUCCUCAAUGGCAGCACCAACUACCUGUUCAGGGUCAGGGCAUCUUCGAAGGUGCCUGGUGAAUGGAGCAAGUUUGUGGAAGCCAGGACCCAAGGAGAUGGUACGCCCAGCUUCACUCCAACCACCCAGGGAGUGGUGAAGCCGGGAGGAGACAGCUACCAGCUCCUGGUGGCGGUGGUGGGCUCAGUCACCGUCACCUGCGUCACCAUCCUCCUGGCCCUCCUGGUCCUCUUCUGCAUACGCAAAAGUCUGCUCAAGCGUCGGCGCACUUUCACCUACCAGUCUGGAUCGGGGGAGGAGACCAUUCUGCAGUUCAACUCAGGUACCCUGACGCUGACCAGGCGCCCAAAGCCCAACCCAGAGCCUUUGACCUACCCCAUUCUUGACUGGGAUGACAUCAAGUUUGAGGAUGUCAUCGGCGAGGGCAACUUUGGCCAAGUGAUCAAGGCCAUGAUCAAGAACAAGGACGGCAAUAAGAUGAGCGCUGCCAUAAAAAUGCUGAAAGAGUUUGCCUCUGAGAACGAUCACAGAGACUUUGCAGGAGAGCUGGAGGUUCUUUGUAAGCUUGGCCAGCACACCAACAUUAUUAACCUCAUUGGUGCCUGUGAGAAUAGAGGGUACCUCUACAUUGCCAUUGAGUACGCACCUUUCGGGAACCUGCUGGACUUCCUGAGAAAGAGCCGUGUCUUGGAGACAGACCCGGCCUUCGCCAAAGAGCACGGCACUGCCUCCACUCUCACCUCCCAACAGCUGCUUCAGUUUGCCGUUGAUGUGGCAAAUGGCAUGCAUUACCUUAGCGACAAACAGUUUAUCCACAGAGAUUUAGCUGCCAGAAAUGUGCUGGUCGGGGAGAACCUGGUUGCCAAGAUUGCUGAUUUUGGUUUGUCUCGAGGAGAGGAGGUGUAUGUCAAGAAAACUAUGGGGAGAUUGCCUGUGCGAUGGAUGGCCAUAGAGUCUCUGAAUUACAGUGUCUACACCACAAAGAGUGAUGUGUGGUCUUUUGGGGUCCUUCUCUGGGAGAUUGUCAGCUUAGGUGGAACACCAUACUGUGGGAUGACCUGUGCAGAGCUCUAUGAGAAGCUCCCACAGGGAUUCCGAAUGGAGAAACCUAAAAACUGUGACGAUGAAGUAUAUGAGCUAAUGCGACAGUGCUGGAGAGAUCGGCCGUACGAGCGACCACCAUUCUCACAGAUCUCUGUGCAACUUACCAGGAUGCAAGAGGCAAGGAAGGCCUAUGUGAACAUGGCGCUCUUCGAGAACUUCACCUACGCCGGCAUAGACGCCACUGCUGAAGAAGCCUGACUACCAGCCCCCCCAGACCCUGAGAGGGUGCGCUGCUCGGGGAGGGGGCGUCGUGGCCGGACACCGCGCUACUGCCACCCCCCUGCAGCUCAUGCCGAGGUCCAUAACCGGCGCUCCACUCGGACCACCUGGCUCUAGACAGCAAACUGUGAAAGGACACUGACUCUCGGGGGGGUCUCAGGGCCUCUCUGUGGAGCUGUCUGCCUCAGGUGCUGUGGAUGGUUCUUGCCUCAGGAGCGUCAGAACAUGGAUAGGACUUCUCAAGCAACUCCCUGUGUUUGUGUAGUUGCCAGGCAACAGGGUCUGGGGGGGGUACUCUGGUCACGAAACUCUGCUGUCCCCAACUAUGGGCGACUUUUUCCGUUAUCUGAGAUCAACAGCAUGGACAUACGUUGGAUAACACUUGACUCAAAUCGGCAGAGGUGACUAAAGUCUCACAAUGUAGCACUUAAGAUAAAUGGCAUAUACAAAGUAUACUGUAUGAAUGUAUGUACUGUAUGUUCUCUUCCUUCCUUCUGACUUGUGUAUGCACUAUAAAAGGCUUUGAAGCAUAUUAUCUUACUGUACGGAGCCUUGUAUACCAUUUGAAGAAACGCAGACCAAUUCCAUUUCUCAUGAACUGUAUUAUGGAUGGAAUUGGGAUUCUUUUGAGUAGAGAAUUUAGGCUGCCUAUUUUUUAGAGAUAUUUUAGUACCAAAAAGUAAAUGUUCUCAUGAAUUUUCUUAAUUAAAUGAUCUUUGUUGUGACUGGCCUCACUACAAAGAGAAAUCAAUGAA